Messenger RNA from Myxozyma melibiosi, 896 nucleotides. RefSeq lists its product as uncharacterized. The record is from RefSeq and is a predicted model, not a curated record. Bases 98 to 784 code for a protein of 228 amino acids. NCBI's taxonomy places the organism in Eukaryota, Fungi, Ascomycota, Lipomycetes, Lipomycetales, Lipomycetaceae. The transcript has a single exon.
GCUCGCCAUCGGUUUUUGGUCCAGAUAUCCGCCGCUUUUGUCAACUUCACAGCCCUUCUUUCGAGUAUCUAGCAGAGCAAAGCCCCACUAUAUAGCUAUGAGUCAAAUACCGCGGCAACGACGGGCCCCACAGUCGCCGCCACUGAAAAUGAGCGCCCGCAACUCUCCUGGCGCAAAGCAUUUCCACCGUCUGUCCGCAGCCACCACAGCAUCAUUUUCGACAACGUCACCCCAUCCAAGCUCGCCCGCCCGCUACUCUCCCCUAGACUCUAGUCGCCGCCAGCAGCAACCACUUUCUCAGCAGCGGUUCCCGCAGACAGAGAUCUCGACCGAAAUCGAGGGUCUGUCCGGCACCGCGGCAGUGGGUCAGGUCCAGCCUAUAGUUGAUGCCCAUGACGCUAUUUGGACUGACCUUGAAAUCAUGGACGACAUUGAAAAACGAGCCGAUCAAGUUGGCCAGGAGGGAAAUUUCUUUGGAAAGGAACACGUAGCUGCCUUGGAGGAUCUACAAGCACUUCAGAUAGAACUAGCAGCUUCUCUCGAGGCAUCCGCAAAUGUCGUCGAUCCCAUGGCUGAUCCGGCCAAGCUUUGGGAAAUCAGCGACACUGAUAUUAAUCUUGAGACCAUCGCGAAUGUUUUCAAUGCUGAAAACUUUGAGAUUGUUCAAAAAGGUAUCGAUGUUGUGAUGGAAAAGCUCGACAAAGUGGUUGAUUCUAUGAACGUUUUAGAGGGUCAAAGCAGAGAUCUAUGGAACGAGACAGAGCAAGAUCAUACCGUAUCAUAGUCCGUCCAGUUCUCAAAGGUUUUCUUAUGAGUAUUACGACUUUCCUCGGAGUUCAUCGGUGGCAUUGGAGUUUUUUGUUUGCUUUUACAUAAUACGUUUGAUAGAGAAAGAA